GUGUUCAUGUUUGAGGACGAAUAGUUGAUGAAUCUAAACGAGGGCUCAAAAGCAAAUUCUAUCAAAACAUUAGCCAAUGAGUCAAUAACCCGAAUUCUUUGUUUCCUGGGACGAAUGAAAAAGACAGCAACUGCUGCUCUGGGGUUUAGGGUUACUGUGCUUUAGCUGACAAAAAACUAGCUAAAAUGAAAACUUUAGUUCUCCCUUCUUCUUCCUCACAGAUUCCACCAUGGCUAAUCCUCUUUUGCAGACGCCAUCUUUGCACUUCUUCAAUCUCAUCGUCACUAAUGAAUCAACACCCACAAAUUCCUGAACUUUCCCCCUCAGAUUCUCUUGAAAAACCCAUCUUAAACCCUCAAGAUUCUGAAAAGCUUGUACCUUUACAUGACAUUGACCAUUCUUGUGACAGACCCAAUUCAGAAGAUGGUGGGUUUACCAAGAAUCAUGUAGUUGAUGUGCUUUUGAGCCACAGAGAUGACCCUGAUUCAGCUUAUAGGUAUUUCCAAACUGCUAGGCAACAAAGGGGUUUUUUGCAUACUAAAUCUGACCCUUUCUUUGUUUUGUUGCACAUAUUAGUAAGUUCUACAAUGCAUCAACAUAAAGCUCGACGCUUGCUUGAUAAUUAUGCUUUUAGUGACUCUGGUCCCUCUGCUACUGUUAUUUUUAAUGGUUUAGUUAAUUCUUGUAAGGCUUUUGAUUUCGAGUUAAAUCCUCGUGUUUUUAAUUUCUUGAUAAAUAGUUGUGUGAAAGUUAAUGGAUUGAAUGAUGCAAUUGAUUGUUUCAAUGGGAUGGUUGAACUUGAUAUAAUGCCGUGGAUCCCGAUUAUGAACAAGCUUUUGAAGGCAUUGGUGAGGCAGGACAUGAUUGGAGUAGCGCGAGAUUUGUAUGCUGAUGUAGUGUCUAGAGGAAUCUGUUAUGAUUGUCGUACUGUGCAUAUUUUGAUGGCUGCUUGUCUGAGAGAAAUGAAAAUGGAGGAGGCGGUACGGAUUUUUAAGGAGGCUAAGAUGAGUGGGAUUAAGCUUGACGCGGGGUUGUAUAGCCUUUGUGUUUAUGUCGCUUGUAAGGAGCAGAAUCUAAGUUUCGCGUUGGAGUUGUUGGGUGAGAUGAAAGACAGGGGUUGGGUUCCUUCUGAGGGCACUUAUGUGAACAUAAUUUCCACUUGCGUGAAGCAAAGGAAUAUGGUUGAGGCAUUAAGGCUCAAGGAUGAAAUGCUUAGUAAUGGGCAUCCGAUGAACUUGGUGGUUGCAACAUGUUUGAUGAAAGGGUAUCAUGUGCAGGGAAAUUUAUCGAGUGCGUUGGAUUUGUUCGACAAACUGGCCUUGUAUGGACUCACUCCGAGCCAGGUAACAUAUGCAGUUUUAAUAGAAGGCUGCUGUAAAAAUGGGAAUAUUGAAAAAGCAGUAGAAAUUUACAGGCAAAUGAAACUUGCAGGUAUCAAGCCUAAUGUUUAUGUUGAGAAUUCCUUAAUAAAGGGUUUUUUGAGUGUUAACUUGUUAGAUGAAGCAAUGAAUGUAUUUGAUGAGGCAAUAAAUUCGGGGACGGCCAAUGUUUUCGUUUACAAUAAUAUAAUAGCCUGGUUUUGUAAGAAGGGUCAAAUGGACGAGGCUCAAAACGUAUGGGAUAAGAUGGUCGAUAAUGGAGUCGUACCUUCUAUAGCUUCGUUCAACAAUAUGAUUCUUGGAAAUUGCAGAAAUGGGAAUAUGGACAAAGCAUUGGAUUUGUUCUCUAAGUUGCCAGAAAGGCUGUUGAAACCUAAUGUUGUAACAUAUAGCAUUUUGAUUGACGGAUAUUUCAGAAAAGGCGACGUUGAUAAAGCGGGGAACAUGUUUGAUCAAAUGGUCUCUUCAGGAAUUGCCCCUACUGACUACACAUUCAAUACCAUAAUAAGUGGUCUAUCUAAAGCCGGCAAAUUGUCAGAGGCAAAAGAUUUGCUUAAAAAAAUUGUUGCAGGAGGUCUCCUUCCAACAUGCAUGUCUUACAAUAGCCUAAUAGAUGGAUUUUUGAAGGAAGAUGAUGUCACUUCAGCAUUGGCUGUUUACAGAGAGUUGUGCGAUAGUGGGAUUUCCCCAGAUGUUGUAACUUACACAACUUUAAUUGAUGGGUUCUGCAAAAGCAAUAACAUUGAUCUUGCUUUAAAAAUGCUGAAUGAGAUGAGAAAUAGAGAAAUUAAGUUAGAUGUUAUUGCGUAUGCUGUCCUUAUAGAUGGCUUUUGCAAAAGAAGAGACAUGAAAAGUGCGUCUGAACUUUUUGAUGAAAUCCUUCAAGUUGGUCUCUCUCCUAACCUAUUUGUGUAUAACAGCAUGAUAAGUGGGUUUAGAAAUGUAAAUAAUAUGGAAGCAGCACUAGUCUUGCGUGAUAGGAUGAUCAGUGAAGGCGUUACAUGUGAUUUGGAAACAUACACCACUUUGAUUGAUGGGCUUUUAAAGGACGGAAAAAUAGUUAUGGCGUCCGAUUUGUUCACCGAGAUGCUUGGAAAGGGUAUAAUGCCUGAUGACAUCACAUAUACUGUUCUUGUACACGGUCUUUGCAAUAAAGGUCAGGUUGAGAAUGCGCACAAGGUCUUAGAGGAGAUGUGUAAAAAGAGUACGACUCCUAAUGUUCUGAUUUAUAAUACACUAAUUGCUGGAUACUUCAAGGAGGGAAAUUUGCAAGAGGCAUUUAGGUUGCAUGAUGAGAUGCUUGACAAAGGUCUUAAGCCCGACGAUGCAACCUAUGAUAUUCUUGUAAGUGGAUCAUUCAGAGGAAACAGUUUCGCUCUUGGUACUUCAUUGCCGCAAUGAACCAGAUACCCUCUAGCAUGCCUGUUUUAAAUUCUUGAAGAGAUAUAUUGUCCCUUGGAUUUCAUUCUUGUCACAUGUCUCUGCUGUCUGCAAGGUUGACAGCUUUAAUGGUUGGGUUCCAAUGAACUGCUUUCGCGUCACCGCUUGAGUCCCUCAAGUCCCUCGAAGCUAUGCAGCUGUUCCUGCUGUUUUAGGCAUUGCUCAUCUUACUCCAAAUAUAUUCAGGAAGCGGUACCAACAGUUCUGAGACCACUUUGCUGUUUAGGAACAGGUGAUUGCUAUCUUAAGCCACCAUUCUACUGAGGUUGAAGGCGGAAGGCCUCGUAUGAGAAAGCUUAAAACGGUGCAAUCAUAUUGACUUCAACUAUCUUGUCUUAACCCUUUUUGCUGAAGUAUAAUAAAAAGGACAAACAACAAUUAGGAGGCUCUUGGAAAUAAGGAGGGAGAGACUUGCUGAUUUAUUUUUCAUCUUUAACAAGGGAAGUCCUAGUCUUUACUCUUUCCCUUGUUAUAUUUUGGUAAGACUGGAAAUGAGGUAACAAAUAAAUCUUCCUUGUUAGGCAAAGCCAAUGGUUGAAAAAGAUGAUUAAAUUGCAGAUGAUUGCCUUUUUCACUUAAACAGGGAAAGGCCUCUCCUUUUCAGCUUUUAGCCCUACCUAAUGUAGUGUAACUUUAUGCUCAAGUAUCUGUAGAGUCUCAAAGAGGUAGCAUCACCUGAUUUCACUUUGUCUGUGAAGGCUACGCAAAGGAAGACUAGAUAAGUACUGCAGCGAAACAUUUCUUGGAUCUCUUGAAAUCUUGAAAAGCAGACUGUAGAGACUUCCACUGAACCUACAGUUGCAAAGCAAAUUUGGUAAUUGAUCCAAGGAUGCAUCACGCUUCUGCUUCUCGUGUAUCUCAACUGAAUUCUUGUCAUGGCGUCUUCCAGCAGCGAAGGUAGAAGUGGGGAACUAUUUAUGGGAAGAUAUGCUGCGAAGUGAUAAUCUGUUACAUGUCCAAGGGAAAACGAGUUGUGUGUGAAACAUGUACGCUGAGGUUUAAAUCAUUUGUAUAGAUUCUGUAAACAAUUUGACCUUAUAGUUUAUACAGCUUCUGAUUCUGAAAUGGUUGUCACCAAAUUACUUUAGAAAUACAAGGAAAAGAGUGUCAAGUCUCCAACUUAAGAAGUGAGGAAAGAUGAAGAAUGAAACUUGUACAGCUUUUCUUUCUCUAUUGAAUAGAAUGUUCAGUUUGUUUU
This is a messenger RNA of Nicotiana tabacum (common tobacco), 4017 nucleotides long. RefSeq lists its product as uncharacterized. The record is from RefSeq and is a predicted model, not a curated record. Gene Ontology annotation, molecular function: protein binding. Lineage: Eukaryota; Viridiplantae; Streptophyta; Magnoliopsida; Solanales; Solanaceae.